This is a messenger RNA of Uncinocarpus reesii 1704, 579 nucleotides long. RefSeq lists its product as uncharacterized. The record is from RefSeq and is a predicted model, not a curated record. The coding region runs from base 1 to 579 and encodes 192 amino acids. Gene Ontology annotation, cellular component: membrane. Gene Ontology annotation, biological process: potassium ion transmembrane transport. Gene Ontology annotation, molecular function: potassium ion transmembrane transporter activity. The transcript is spliced from 3 exons. NCBI's taxonomy places the organism in Eukaryota, Fungi, Ascomycota, Eurotiomycetes, Onygenales, Onygenaceae.
AUGGCCGCCAUCCUAACAAGCACUCUGCUCAUUUGGAGCUACGGAAUUGGUGUUUUCUUAAUCGAACCGAACUCGAGGUCUCCUCCGGUUUUCGAUCAUUUCAUCAAGAAAUUCGAGGCAACGCAUGCAGUGUCGAUUCUCCUCCAGAUAAAGCCUCUUCUUAAAUAUUCUGUUCCUAUUCGAGAUCGCUUUACCCUAACCGCCACAAAUAUCACAGGGCUGCAUCGUGUCACCCUUCGUUACGGUUAUGGGGAUACCCUCUCUUGGGACUCCUUUGAAGAAACGUUGAUCGAUGAGCUUGGGCUCAACCAUCCCAACGAAGACCCCGAGUCAGAGGGUUAUACGGCCACUGACACCAGUUCAAUCCCGCUCGCGCGGCCAAGUCAGUUCGCAUCCCCGAAGCCAAUCACUUACAUUGUCGGAAAGGAUAAGUUAUAUGUCAAGAAAGACUCCGGCUUCGUUCGAAGAAUAUUCCUCAGUGUCUUUAUCUAUCUGAAGGGCCAUGAGAAGACGAAGCUCUCUCGUUUAAAAGUUCCGGUUGACAGGCUGGUCGAGGUUGGAUUUUCCAAGGCGAUAUAA